Messenger RNA from Phytophthora nicotianae INRA-310, 636 nucleotides. RefSeq lists its product as hypothetical. The transcript has a single exon. The record is from RefSeq and is a predicted model, not a curated record. Lineage: Eukaryota; Oomycota; Peronosporomycetes; Peronosporales; Peronosporaceae. Bases 1 to 636 code for a protein of 211 amino acids.
AUGUCUUCCAAGCGCAAGUGCGUCCAAACGCCCAUUGAGGAGAAGGUGAAGAAGCUUAAGAGCUGGCAGCAAAACCGACACUGGACACCGACUGAGGCUGCUAGUGAGUUGAAGGUGAAAAACGGGACGCUAUUAGGCUGGCGGAAGGAGCUGUCGGACGCAAAUCUCUCUUUCGUUAGAGAACCUCAGCUAGAGGAAGGACGGUUUCGAAAGUCAGGUGCUGGGCCUAACCAUAAGCUCAAGAGCUACGAGUCUCAGGUACUCGAGUAUUUCGAUUCGUGCAUGGCCGAUGGUGGUAAAAUCUCUAGAGCGGAGUUACGUCAAUACUGCCGCCAAUUUCCGGAAUUUCAGCUGGAAAGCGACGGUAAUCAAAAAAUGUGGGUAUGGCGUUUUUUUAAACGUUAUCAAGAAACCUCAGAAACAACAAUCCAGCCGGUGAAUAUACUUUCGUUUCAAGUGGCCGAAAAGGCUGACGAGCCGUCUCCAGUUGAAACUUCACCUACCACUGAACUGUCUCCGACUGAAAUACCAUCUCCGGCGGAACCGCCGUCUCCACUUGAAGAGCUGUCUCGAGUUGAGGUCACAUCUCCGUCGAUAUUCCAUCUCCAGCCGAAGCCUCGUCUCCAGACGAACUGA